AGGCUAUAAAUACACGUCCAGACCCGAAGCCUCCAGCUCUUCAGCGCAGCUGGGCUUCACUGGAACACCACAGAGGACACCUCUGCACAUUUCCCCGACUAAACUAAAGAAUAUUUGCCUCCCUUAACGGAUUAAGACAGGACCUCUUUCCUGACAUCCAAUAUGAGUGGUAUGGCAGAAUGGAUUAUGGAGAAUAAGGACAAAAUUGAAAAGGGAGUGGAGAUCCUCGGCAAAGGCUGCGAGAUCCUGGCAGCCACUGUAGGCCAGUUCCAUCCCGUCUUGGAGGCAGUUUUUAUGGUCUCAGCUGAGCUCCUUGGCAACCCAGAUGGCGGCGAGGCUAAGUAUCUUGCUGAGCAGUUUGAAAGUGUCAACCAGAAGCUGGAAAAGGUCCAGAGUGAGAUUAAAAAAACCGAGCUGGUGCUGCAGCGAUCAUCAUUGAACAUCCAGUACUUUAAGCCCUACACACAGAUCAUCAACCAGUAUGAAAUGUUUAAAUAUAUUUUCAAAGCCAAACCCAAGUUCAAGAAGCUGAAGGUAGACGAAUUCCUCAUCCACUUUGAGGAAUAUGAAGGAGACAAGAACCUUGAAUGCUUGUAUGAUGCCAUCACUAAAGAGAACGCCUCUGGGCAUGCAAUGCUGGACACGAUUCUGGUCACUGAGCAGCGGAGCAGGAGGGCAGUGGAGGAAUUCUGUGCUUGCCUGAAGAAGGUCUUUGUGGUUGGGAUCAUAUCAUUGAUGGGCUACACUGCACUUAAUGAAGGCAGUGUUGGACAGGAUAUGGUGAAGAAAUGGCAAGACCGCAUGGAGGACGUGGAGAAGCGCAUGAAGGCGGCUGUGGAUGAAUGUGUGAGCAACUUUGUUGAGCAAGCCAAGACUGAUUUAGAACAGAAGCUUAAAGAGAGUGAGAGCAGUGUUGACCCUGAGUAUGCUAAAUCUAUACUGGAUGCCCUUGUCGAGAAAUAUGACUGGGUCUCCUGGUCAGUUAGGGUCUUUAAAGAUGAUGGGAUAUUUCUGUUUGGCAAGCGGCACCAUGUAAAAAGUGGAGGUGUCAAUUAUUUUGAACAUUUGGGUAAUAAUAAAAUAAAGAUUGUUGUGUCUUUUACUGAUGACCCUAAACCACUCGACAAGGUCCAGAUAAAGGAUCAAAUAGAGAAAGGGAAGCAGAAAGGUAACAUGCAAUCUAUGGCUGAGUCUCUGAGCGAGAAUUUUCCCAACUGCCUUGUACACGCUGUCAGUUCCUCCAAAGUAAAGGAAGCCAAUAAUUUCAACCCUGAGCACUUUUAUUAUAUUUAUCACAAAACGGCAUACAUCUGUAUCCACACAGAAUAAGAGAAUUUAGAUCAAACUAAAUACAGUGAUGGUAAUCAUAGUCAACACAAUGUGCAAAAUUUGGAUUCUCCAGACACCUAUUAAUUAAUGAGUUGUACAUUUUUACAAAAAAUUCUGUUGUUUUUUUUGUCGUUGAUUGUUUUUGUUGAUGAUGUUAUAGUACUUGUAGACUGAAGGGCAAAGCAGUAAGCCUUGACAGGAACACCGGCAAAAAGGAAACAUGGACUGAAAAGAAGUUUGAUCUUGUUUUUAAUGUUUGUACAUCAUAUUAACCCUUACAUAUAGAAAUAAACCCAAGGUUUAGAAAACCUA
This is a messenger RNA of Neoarius graeffei (lesser salmon catfish), 1641 nucleotides long. RefSeq lists its product as uncharacterized. The record is from RefSeq and is a predicted model, not a curated record. NCBI's taxonomy places the organism in Eukaryota, Metazoa, Chordata, Actinopteri, Siluriformes, Ariidae. The coding region runs from base 163 to 1329 and encodes 388 amino acids. The transcript is spliced from 2 exons.